AUGUUCGGUCCUCUGGGCUUGUCGCUCGCUCCGUAUGUUCAGUCCUCGCGGACGCUCUCCAAGUGGAUCACACCCGUUGCCAACUGGUACGUCAACGCCGCUGGGUACCGCAAGUAUGGCUUCAAGUACGACGACAUCUUGGUCGAAGAAAACCCAACUGUACAACGGGCCCUGACCCGCCUCACUCCCCGUGAAAAGUAUGACCGCGCCUACCGUUUGAAACGCGCUUCCCAAGCCAGCGUUCUGCAUGCACCCUUGCCUAAGGAGCUAUGGAUAACGGAGGCUGAAGAUGUCCGUUACCUCAGGCCUCACGUCGAAGAGGUGGCCAAGGAGGAGGAGGAGCGCAAGAAGUGGGAUAAUCUUAUCGUUCAGAGGAAGUAG
Messenger RNA from Cyclocybe aegerita, 381 nucleotides. Lineage: Eukaryota; Fungi; Basidiomycota; Agaricomycetes; Agaricales; Hemipholiotaceae. The record is from the annotation of a GenBank genome assembly.